CUUGUAUGAAUGACUACAGCUCAAGCUCAGCUUAAGAGCUAAUUCCGAAUCGUAAAUGCACUGAUGGUCAGCAAGCUUUACCAACAGUUGGUGGACUUUUGAGGUAGGCCAGUGAUCAGCGCAGUGCGGGGUAGCUCCUCGCCUCUCGGUUCCAUCACCGACCCGCGCUGUGACCCCUCCAAAGUAUGUCGCGAUCGGGCUUGAUGACGUUUACGCUGUCGAGGUAGCUUCUAACUAUUUAGGCCGUCUCUUUGCCAUUUUGACCAUUCCCACUUCUCACAGGAAGUCAAUUAACUGCUAGCCGGCCUCAGCAGAUUACGUUCGCUCUUCUCAACGUCUUGUUCAACAAUUAUCCAGCACAACUCGCGACCAUGGCAUCUAAGGAGCUACCCGCACGUCUCAAGGAAGGCAUCGAGAGCACCAAGGUCGAAUACCGCCAGCUCGGAAAGUCCGGACUGCGUGUUUCAGUUCCCAUCUUUGGCUGCAUGAGUUUUGGAGACUCACGCACCAUCGGCUGGGCUCUGAAUGAGGAAGAGGCACUUCCUCUCCUGAAGGCCGCUUACGAUAAGGGGUUGAACACGUGGGAUACCGCGAACGUGUACUCCAAUGGAGCUUCGGAGCGAACGAUUGGCAAAGCACUUAAGAAAUACAACAUCCCCCGUGAGAAGGUGGUCAUCUUGACCAAGUGUUUCUUUGCUGUCGGCGAAGAGCCAGAGACUCGCCACUUCAACUUCCGCGAGGAGAUUAACAAGUCCAAGGACUACCAGAACCAAUGGGGUUUGUCCAGAGCUUCUAUCUUUAACCAGGUAGACGCUUCGUUGCAGAGACUGGACACUCCGUACAUCGACCUCCUCCAGAUUCACCGAUUCGACCCCAGGACACCCGUAGAAGAGACGAUGAAGGCGCUGCACGAUUUGGUGCAGACAGGGAAGGUCCGCUACAUCGGUGCCAGCAGCAUGUGGGGUACCCAAUUUGCCCAGAUGCAGUUCACUGCCGAGAAGAACGGCUGGACAAAAUUUGUGAGCAUGCAGAAUCAGUAUAAUUUGUUAUAUCGCGAAGAAGAAAGGGAGAUGAACCGAUUCUGUGACUCCACUGGAGUUGGACUCAUCCCGUGGGCACCUCUUUGCCGUGGUCACUUGGCCCGACCCCCGAAGGACUUCGGCUCCACUUCUCGUAGCAAGACCGAGAAGGAGGGUCAGCCCGGAAGCCAUGGAACGGUGGAGCCGGACCUCACCAUCAUCAAGCGAGUUCAGGAGAUCGCGGAGAAGCGGGAUUGGCCCAUGUCCCACGUGGCUCUUGCAUGGAUCAAUAAACGAAUCACGAGCCCUAUUAUUGGCUUCAGCAGCGUCGAGAGAAUUGAUCAGGCAAUCACUGCCGACGGCAAGGUCUUGACCGACGAGGAGGAAAAGUACCUUGAGGAACUGUAUCAGCCCAAGGCCAUCUCGGGUCAUGCGUAAUUAAGCCACGCGGGGAAGGAUCUAGCUACUUAGCCUUUGAAUAACAAAGUAGAGCCAAUCGGAUCUUUUCAUGAGCCUUCUUGAAUAUGUCUGUAUAGUAUCAAUAGUAUACAAGAUAGCUAGCAUCUCCCUGGAAGUUGGCAAAGAUUGACUCUUCUAAGACAUCCACGAGGC
Messenger RNA from Colletotrichum godetiae, 1631 nucleotides. RefSeq names its product aldo/keto reductase. The record is from RefSeq and is a predicted model, not a curated record. The transcript is spliced from 4 exons. The coding region runs from base 372 to 1457 and encodes 361 amino acids. Lineage: Eukaryota; Fungi; Ascomycota; Sordariomycetes; Glomerellales; Glomerellaceae.